Messenger RNA from Poecile atricapillus (Black-capped chickadee), 3886 nucleotides. It is a transcript of the gene TMEM72, whose product is annotated as transmembrane protein 72. Bases 608 to 1390 code for a protein of 260 amino acids. The record is from RefSeq and is a predicted model, not a curated record. The transcript has 6 exons. NCBI's taxonomy places the organism in Eukaryota, Metazoa, Chordata, Aves, Passeriformes, Paridae.
CAUUUAAUCAGCUUGGGCUUCCAGAGCCUCCACCUCAGGAGCAGGGAAGGCCGUGCACCCAGGCACUUGGGGUACAAAUGCUCCCAAAGCUGCACCCCUGCAUUACCAAUCAUUAAUCACCCCAGGAGAAGGAGCAAGCGGCAAGCAGGAAAAGGCCGGGUGUCCACAGUCCCCACGGGAGCAGCAGGAAGCAGCGCUGACCGGUUCCCUGGGGUGGCAGCUCAUUCUCUGACCACCCUCCCCUGGGAGGCCCUGUGGAGGCAGCCAGUCCUGCACACUGCCCUUUCCUUCAGGAAGGUCACUCAGUCCAGGGAACAAGAGGCUCUGCCUGUUUCUGGGAGCCGCUGGGCUACGUGUGAGGUGAGGGUUUUGAAGAGGAGUUUCUGUCUGGCUGUACCGCAGUCUUCAUCUCUUCGCCAUGCAGCACAAGGCAUUUUGGAGCGCCCUGGAGUAUACCUGCCGAUUGCUGGGCAUCUCCACUGCAGCAGCAGUUAUCAGUCAGAUUAACAUCACAGAGCAUAGAGAGCUGCCCUACAAGUUGCUGUGCUUUUCCAUAGCUCUGGUGCAUUCUCAGUAUCACCUGACUUUCCCAAAAGGCUUGUGAAGAAUGGGAUGUGCCUGUGUUUUAUUCCUCUGUGUGUUUCAAUGGGUGCUGAUCGGUGUGGGUGUAGAAACUCUGCAGCGAGGACAGUUCAAAAGCCUGGCUUUCUACCUGCUUUUUUCAGGGGUUGCAGUUACUGUCUGUGAAGGCUUCUUCUUUAUCAGUUUGUUCCUGGAGAUGUGCUUCACUCACAAGCCUGAAUCCCUGGCACAGGCCUGCUGGAAGCGAGCUAGAUGCCCAGGGAGCUUCCAGAAAUUCCUGGGGUACACGCUGCUCUCAGUGGCUUGCUUCCUGCAUCCCGUCCUCGUCUGGCAUGUCACCAUCCCUGGCUCCAUGCUGGUGCUCACUGCCCUGGCCUACUUCCUGCUGAGCAAGAGGAGUAAGAGCCCAGGGCACAAAGAGACACAUCCCCAGGGAGGCCAGUACGUGGACCCUUCAGCAACUGAGGCAGCCCCAACCAUCAUUGGUGACACUGAGCAGACCUACACCUUCCACGGAGCCCAGAGGGAGCAGCACCGCUCGCUUCUGGGCCAUAUGAAGAGCAUCCUGAAGGGCAGCAAGGACAGGAGCUCAGCCCCAGAAACUCCUGUCCAGCCAGCGGCCGUGCCAGUCCCUCGCAAGCAAGUGCACUUUCAGGAGAAGGUGGUGCAGAUCAUCCCCUCUGUCAGCGAGAGCUUGGAGGAUGUGGAGAGUGAGGCUGAGGAGACCACAUCGGACACAACACCCAUCCUCACCCCACCUGAUGCCCCCAUCAUCAUCGCCCCUCUCAGCUCUGCUGGCCUCUUUUGAGCCCGCAGCAGGAAUGAGGACAGGACAGACCUGCCGCCCUGGAACAGAUGCUCCAGCAGCCACAGGGCCCCAGGAGGUGGCCCUUUUUGCCUUCCGUACUUUCGGGGUGACUCUCCAAGGGGCUGCCUGCACUCCCUGCUCCCACGCACUGUGGCAGGCCCAGGGGACAGGCGGUGGUUCAGCCAGGGCAGCGCCAGCACAGCGAGCUUUCUGCUGCCACUGCCUCACACGUGUGUCACCCCUGCUGAGCACUGCACACCACUGCGGUGCUCCUGCCCGACUCCACAGCUCUGCUGUGCCCCUCUUCUGGCAGCAACAGGCGGGAGGAGGGGAGACCUCGGUGCCCCGGAGCAGCCUCUGCUGGGGCCCCGUGUGCCUCUGGCCCUCAGAACACAUUGCAGGGCUCAGGGCUGGGCCGCAUCCAGCGCAGGGCGCUGCAGCCCGCAGCUUCCCUCACAGCGCCGGCACCCGCUGCAGCAGCUUGAGACGUGCAAAACCUGUUUCCGAGCUGGGCUGAGACCAAGCAUACCCCUGGCAUUAGCACCUAUUAGUACCUUAGUACCUCCCCAGGCACUCUCUGAGCCCGGCAGGGAAAUCAUCUCCGGCCUUGGAGACACCUAAUCCGGAGCAGAGGCCUUCCAGGUGUCCCCUGCUUGGACAGCCCUCUUGAAUUAGAACUUUGGGAUGAUAUGGCAGCCCGGGACCUGAGGUUCAGCAGCACGCUGGCACAGCAGACUGUGUGUGACUCCAAUGUGUGUAAUUAUGGCCCCCAGAGGGCAAAGGCAAUAAUAAAAUUACCAGACUGUCCCACCGGUUUCUUCCACGCCAGCUCUUCCCUGAACAACUCUGGCUUAAUCCUGGCAUAAUUUCUGCCUUUCAAGGACCAUUCAGUCAUAAUCAAGCAUUUUCCUCCUAUUCAGCUCCCAUCUGAGUACAUGUGGGAAGAGCUCAGGUGGCUGGGUUCCCUUGGACAUGGGACAAGAAGCCACACUGUCACUGCUGUUGGGAUGAAAUGCUCAGAGCAUUUCCCCUAAAUGCUCUGAGCCCAGACACAGAGCACUGGGGGGAAAUGAUGGUAAUUAGAAAAGGUUCCUGGGACCUGCUAGACUAUAUAUAAGGUAGAAGCCAAUCAGCUGGGUGUUUUUCCUGUAAAUACAUUAUUUCUUCUAUUUAAGAUCUCAUCUCUUCAAGAGACAAUCACCAUGUUCAUUUAGGAAAGCAGGUCAAAGUGUAAUCAGAAGGCAAUUGAGAUAAGAAACCAGUGCUACUUUCUAAUAAGUUCUUUUUAAGUGACUUCUAAUUUGUGAUAUGGAUCAGGAAGAAGAUGAAAGAUAUUGACUCACAAUGUUUGACUGCCUGUGUUUCAUAAUGAAACUGUUGACAGGGACAGUUUAUGAAGGGUCACACACACUUGUCAGUCCUACUAUGAGACAGACAAAAAGUUUUUUUGUUGUAUCACCAACAUAAAAAGUAGCUGGUAUCAAUCUGCUCUAAGCGUGAUACAUGGAUUAGAGACCUCCUGUUUCUAGCUACAGAAAUUAACCUUCCACCCUGUCAUGGAGUGCUGGGGAAGAGUCAUGUACACAUGUGCCUUUAGGGUGGAUUUGCACCUGUAAAAAUAUCUUCAGAAAAUUGCACCCCAUUAACACUGCACAACCAAUAGCAGCAGGCCCAAGAUCCAACCACAGCUUCACCCUCAGCCUGGUGUAUUCGUCACAUUAGGAGAUAAAAAAAUAAAACUAUUUUCCUCUAAAGCUGGUGACAAUCAUACCUGCACCAAUCAAGGUCCCAACCAGUCAUGCUAACAGGAUAACCACCCUGGCGUCCUCUGCCCAAAAAGGUAGAGCUGGCUCCCCAGCUUGACCACACAUCUGCUUUGCAAUUAGACCCACUUUCAUUAGCAAAGCCCACUUUGUGCAUCAUCCAAGGCUCUUCUUUGAACAUUGCAUAAUUAAUUGCACACAGGGAAAUAAACUUACUUGAAAAGGCACUGCUCCCAAUAUAUUGAUCAAUCUGCUUACAAGAGAAAGACUGUAUUGCUGUAGACUCUUUUCUAGCCCUCAGCAAAGCUCCUGGGCAGUCUAGGUGGGAACAGAUGCUCUGUCACAAAUUUCAUUCUUCAGCCCUUACUUGAUCUGCCAGACCCAUGAUUUGUACCUAUGGGACAUCAGGGCCAGCUGGCAAGGGGCAAAGCAAUGUGGUGACAGCACCUUUGGUACUUUGAAGUGUGUAGGGAGCAAAUUUCAUUUCUGUGAAGUGCUUAAAAUGCAUUUGCAGUUGUUAGAAUCUGCACAAUUUGGUUUCCAUUUUUAGGCUCAUCUUUUAAAAGUUAGUUGUAGGUUUCCCUUCAGAACCAAGAGUGGAAGAAGCUACAGGUAAGGUGUUCUUUCAGGCUUCGUGGAGCCAGCAUUGGACCUGGUUGCUUUUCUGGCAUUCUCCCUUCUGUUGGCCUGGUCCUUCUCCAACCCCACAGCUAGCUGGCUCAGGAAAUAAAGG